AUGGAUACAAAACCAAGCCCUGUGAAUGUGGAGCAUGAUCCAGCAAUCAAGAAGAAGAAGAAACCGCAACAACGAAAGUUGUUUGUCAAGGUAAUAGACAAAGUAGUUACAGAACCAAUCAAACAAAGUACCAAUGAUAAUGAGGACACUACUCCAUCAUCCUCCAAAAUAACAUCAUCGAAUAAUCCAAAUAAUAGCAAACUCAGCAAAAACACAUCAACUCUAGUUCCUUCCAAUCAAAUCAAAAAGGAGGAGAGAAGAAAAAAGUUUGCAACUUCAAAUCACCAACAAAAUGGAGCAUUCACAAGCAAAUUGUCUUCACCAACCAUCAUUAACCAAGUUGAAAACAAACAACAAUAUGUUUCACAAGAAAACCCACCAAAACAACUUUUAGAAAAUAAUUUAAAAAAAAAGAAAAAUAAGAAAGCAAAGCUUGUUCAACAACCAAAAUUAAAACAACAGGAAAAUGCAGCACAAAAUAGUAGUACUAUACAACCACAACAGCAAAAAACUACACGUGUCGUCAAACAAGAUAGUAAUGAAAAAUUAAAGAAUUUGAUUGAUACCAAGAUAGUACAGGCUUUGAAUGUGCUAAAGGAAAAGGAAGAGGAAAUUAACAAAAGCAAACAUCAUCUUAAUGCUGAAAUGAACUUGAAGGAUUUUAAGAACAAAAUCAAUUUCUUUAAAAAGAAAAGAAUAAUUAGAAAGGAAUGUAUUUCAAAAGAACAACUUUUGAAAGAAAGUAUAAUUGAAAGCCAAUAUCAAAACCUUGCCUAUUUUGACGGAUAUUUGCCAAAUAUGACAAAAGUGUAUUACAUUCCCUCUCUAAAGCAACGAGCAUUUAUACAUAACUCAUCUCAUCAAUUUUUGGGAGAUCCUAAACCUUUCAUACUAUUUUCAGAUCUAGUUAGAACUGACAAGCUCUAUAUGAGGAAUAUUACACCAAUUGAUUUGAAGGAAAUACUUCAUUUUUAUCCACAACUAGAAACCAAUAUGAUUGUCAGUAAAGUUAAAGAAGAACUCAGAGUGAAAUUACCUUCAAUAGUUAGUGAAGAUUUAAAAUUUAGAAACACAGAAUUCAUUGAAGAAGUUGAAAGACAGUUAGGGCAUGUAAUAGAAAUUGAUUCAACAGAUUCUUCAAUUAAGGUCUACUGUGAUCAAGGCGAAAGAUUUAACAUUAUUUCUCAAAUUAAGGAAGUAAUAGAAAUAGCAAAAAAGAGGGCUUUAUCUCAAAUUUUAGAAUUGGAAAUUGAAAAUGGAUUGGAUGAUGAUUCGAGUGGAUUACGAAUCAUGGUAUCAAGUGGUUGUAAAGUGAAAGGAUUAAUAUUCCCAAACGAGUUUACUAAACUUCAGGUCGAUAAUCUACCAUUAGGUUGUGAUGACGAUACUUUAAGAAACUUGUUUCUACCAUACCAUACACUUGAUGCACGUGUUUAUUCCUCUUUACCUAAUGAUUCAUUUGCUAGUGGCUACGUAGUAUUUACAAACUUUUCUGUUGCAACUACAGUUUAUCACAAAUUCAAAGAAACUUACAAAUUAACUCCUGUUCUAUUUAACACCAAAAGUAGUAAUGAAUCUGCGUUGGUUCGAUUAAAAUGGAAUAUAGGCCCAAAUAACGGAUAUUGCUUGAUUGGUUUUAAAAAUGGGAAUAAUUCUGCCACUAUUAAUAAUAUUACGCAUGAUAGAAUAUUUUCAUCACAAUUAGGACCAGCUGGACUCAGAUUCCAGAUUAAAAAAACGAAGAACAAGGACACUCUUGAGAUACGCAAUAUUUACGACCAUAUCGAUGCAAAAUUUGUUAAAGUAUUACUGGAUAAUAGACAUAUUGAUUAUCAUUUCGUCUCUAUUCUAAGACGUCCAGUUGUAGUAGAGAAUGAUUUAAUCCAAGGAGUAUUACUUUCUAAAGUUCAAUCAUUCCAGAGUCUUGAAUUUCUGGACAUUUUGAAUAUAGAUACGUAUAAACAAUUUGGAGAAGCUUUGGUUUGUUUUACUGAUCAAAAAGAUGCUAAAAGCGCUGCACAAGCUCUAAAUUCCACAAAAUUUAUGGGAGCAAUUUUAUGGGCCAAUUCUAUUCACAGAGAUUCAGUUACAGUACCAACAGAAGUAACUGAACUUUUGAAAUUUGAAUUACAAUGCUUGAUUGAUAACUGUAAGGCAAAAAUCAAAUAUAAUACUUCGCGCAAAAAUGCAGAAAAUUACAAAACUGAAAUUUCGAUUCAAUCUGCUAACCUGGAAGAUUUUAAUGAAGCCAAAAAGAAUGUUGUUGCCCUUGUGAAGCCAUUAUCAUUACACCUCACUCAUCAAACAAUCCAAUACGCUUCUAGAAAAAGAAAGCAACUUGACCAAAUUGAAAACAGGAAUCAAGUAUUUAUUUCUAUAAACUCCAAGACCAGAACAAUAGAAAUUUUUGGAUUGAUUGAUGACAAACACAACGCCAAAGAGGAAAUCAUGCAGCUUGUGGAAGGUCACUCUAAAACUUUAACGAUUCAUCUCAAAUAUUUAAAAUCCAUAACAGGAAAUGCAGGAAAACCAUUCCAAGAGCUUAAAACACAGUUUGCUAAUUGUGAUAUUUCUUUAAAUGUCAAAACCAAGGAAUUAAUAGUGGAUGGUAACGAAAAGGACCAACAUGCUAUUCAACAAUAUGUGACUGAAUUGAUGGAAAAUUAUGAACAAAACCAUAACGUUGAACACACUGAUGACGAUUGCCCAAUUUGUUUUGAGAGAAUGACAAAUCCUUUCAGAACAAUAGGAUGUAACCACGAGAUUUGCAAAGAUUGUUUUCGUUUUCAAAUUCAAAAUCCAAAUAGCUUUGUUUGUUCAUGUUGUGAAAUGGAUUUAUCCAUUUCUGAAAUAUUGAUGUACCUCGAAACCAAACAAGAGAAGACAUAUACAAAAGCAUUAGAGGACUUUUUGCUAGAAAAUCCAGAAUCAUACAAGUAUUGCCCAAAAAAUUGUGGAUCUGUUUGUCGAAUUGAUGGUUCAGACAUUAUUUGCCAAACCUGUAACUUGAGUUUUUGUAAGGAAUGUGAAAAGAAAUCACACAAGGGACAAAAAUGUGGAGACGAGGACAAAACAAGAGAGUGGAUGAAUACCAAAACAAAGCCAUGCCCAAGUUGUUCCCAACGAAUUGAAAAGAGUGAAGGAUGCAAUCAUAUGAGAUUUGCAACAGGACAAGCAACUUAUGCACAUUUUAGAGCUGGUUCUUGCCUUACUUUUGAUGUUCCUCCUGAAAUUAUUCGUCCAAGACAAGUAAAUCCUCCUGUGAAUAAUCAAAUACCUCUUCAAUUAAUUCCGCAACCAAACCCUCAACCAGUGCCAGCCAGAAUAAGGCCUCUCAUUAUUCCUCCACAACCACAACAACUACAGCAACCACAACCAAACAAUCCGCAACCACAGCCACCUCAAAGGCAAGGAUUAUUGAACUGCCUUGUCAUGUAA
This is a messenger RNA of Naegleria gruberi, 3438 nucleotides long. RefSeq lists its product as uncharacterized. Lineage: Eukaryota; Heterolobosea; Eutetramitea; Acrasida; Naegleriidae. Gene Ontology annotation, cellular component: cytosol; Golgi apparatus; endoplasmic reticulum. The coding region runs from base 1 to 3438 and encodes 1145 amino acids. Gene Ontology annotation, molecular function: nucleic acid binding; zinc ion binding; ubiquitin protein ligase activity. The record is from RefSeq and is a predicted model, not a curated record. The transcript has 3 exons. Gene Ontology annotation, biological process: ubiquitin-dependent protein catabolic process; protein polyubiquitination; positive regulation of proteasomal ubiquitin-dependent protein catabolic process.